GAACAAUCCUUAUUCGUGACCUUGAAAAUUGUCAUCGCCUGUAUGCUACCGUCAGACUUUAUGCGCAAUUCCAAACCACUACCUCCAGCCCAAGCGCAAGAACAUGGAUACAGCACGCCCAUCUAUCUCUACUGAGGCACCGGAACCGGAUUCGCCUUCUCAAACAUCAAAGCCAAAAGCCGAUACUCCUGCGAUGUUAGAAGACUUGGGGAUUCUCACACCCGAAGAAAUCGCAGAUGUGAGAAGACUAAUGAAGCGCGAUUCCCUUGCCAGUGAUCGCCACAGCUACUGGCUCCAAGCCCAAUUUUGGUGGUCGCCUUCCUGGUCGACAUGGGGCUCCGAUGGAUCUCGAAUGAUUCAAGCAGAGUUUAUCAAGAGCGGGUCGCCUUGUAUAACCAAGGGCAUAGGAAAUGAAGUGAUGAUGUGCAACAAAGCCACCGCCUUUUAUUGGAUGGAAUCAGCACAAACCAUCCCUCGUGAUGGUAACGGACUUGCCAUACUGGGCAGUAUCUUCAAAUACUGGACAGAGGCUCUCGGCAGGCAGCCAUAUGUUCAGCUCCACGAUUUCUUUGCUGCUCCCAUAAGCGUUAAGGCCAAAAGUGCGACAACUAUUCCAGAGAUAUUGUACGGACACAGGUGUAUAUACGCUCAAGCCCAAGAGCUUUUGAGAAGCCCGAGAAUGGGAAAAGAGAUUGAUUCGCGGUAUUUCAGGCUUCAUCCUCUCUUCGAGGCAUUGAUCACUGUAUUCGAUGAGUACAUAUAUGUCGAAGAGGCUAUGGAAAGUUUCGAGACUUUGAAGCAUGAGGCCUUGCCUUUAGCAAGGGAUGAAGACCUAAAUUCCAUCGACAUCAUCCGUGUACCUCUACGGACCGGCGUUCGCUUUGUCGCUAAUCUGCUGCUUCACGAAGAUGCUGCACACCCAGAGUCGACUUUGUCCAAUACUGCUGAGGCACCGGACUCUCCAUUCGCAGAGUGGGAUGCAAAGUGGGAGAAAAAUUCCAGAAGAGAAGAAGCCAGUAAGAUAGGGUGGGCAAGCAAGAGUGAAGACCCUGAUUGUGAACCGGUAUUCGAAUUUAGUUUCAAUUGGGUGUGAAAAUGGCUAUGGCAUCGCUACGACCACGCUUUCUCUCCCCUGCUUGUGAUCUUGCUACCCGUCGUGUUCCAAAUAUGCAAUGCACUGCUACUUUCCAAGCAAAGAAUCCAGAUUUAAGUCUCGAACCUGUCGAACAUUAACAAAGCUGUGCUAUGACACCGAAUAU
Molecule: messenger RNA, 1259 nt
Organism: Mollisia scopiformis
Lineage: Eukaryota; Fungi; Ascomycota; Leotiomycetes; Helotiales; Mollisiaceae
Exons: 5
Coding region: 104-1093 (329 amino acids)
Source: RefSeq, a predicted model, not a curated record